AUGGAACUCCUCGCAUCCACUUCAUCCGCAUCCGACAACCCCCAUCGCACGCAACCCUUAACCGAGCGCGUAAUCCGAGCCCUCCACCCCCGGCUCCGCCUCCUCCACAGGUCAGAUUCCAUGUUCUUCAUAUUAGGUUCAACAGGAAAUGUCUACACCGUGAACUUAGGUGCCACCCCAUCAUGUACUUGCCCUGAUCGGAAUUAUCGGAUGACUCCUUGCAAGCACAUUCUAUUCGUUCUAAUCCGCGCGUUGGGUGUUCCACUCGACGAUUCUUGCCUCUGGAGGAGGACUCUUCGGCCAUGCCAACUAAAUCGCCUAUUGAGUUUGCCUACAUUAACUGGAGCCUUAGCCAGCGCCACCCUAUGUGAGAAAUUUCACCGGCUAUUUUUUAAGGCCCGCCCGAGCGAUUCACGGCCACCAGUGGUGGUGGAAGAUGGGAGUAUUUGUCCAGUUUGUUUGGAAGAAAUGGGAAAAGAAGAUAAGAUGGUGGCUUGUGGGACUUGCAGAAAUAUAAUUCAUGAGGAGUGUUUCUUGGCAUGGAAGAGAAGUUGCGGCCGGAGAAAACCCGCCACCUGCGUGCUCUGCCGUGCGCGGUGGAGAGAGGGAGCAAAUCAAGAAAAGUAUUUGAAUCUCUCAGCUUAUGUUACUGAAGAUGACAUGGUGGAGGGUGAUGACCACUGCAGUUGA
Fraxinus pennsylvanica is the source of this 690-nucleotide messenger RNA. NCBI's taxonomy places the organism in Eukaryota, Viridiplantae, Streptophyta, Magnoliopsida, Lamiales, Oleaceae. The record is from the annotation of a GenBank genome assembly.